UCAUCUGCUUUAUUGACCAAAGUGAUCUUUUAGUAUCCUUAUUUCAGAGAUCUACGAGAAUCAUUCGGAAAAGUAGGAGCCAAAUAUUUUUCUGCCUGAGUGGAUCUUCUUGUUUUACGUCCCAAUUUGCAUGCUUAUACUAUGCAUUAAAAGUGUGUGCUUCUUUGGUGAUGGGAAAGUAGGCUACAUCCCUCUGGGUGUGUGGAAGAUAGUGCACCAGUGCUUUGAUAUACUACCAGGUCAUAAAAUUGCAUCUAGAUAGCGCAGAACUCCUUGUAACAUUCUGUUUAUCGUUGAAUGUUAGCUUUAGCAUUUAGCGAAUUUCCAUCCAAUAAAAUGUCAUUACCUUGAAAUUCAUUAUGUUAAUAUUAAUUUUAUAAACUUGUGCAUCAACCAUAGCUUUACAUUAAGGUAAAUAUUUAAAUAAAUAAAUAAAUGCAAGGAUAGAAGAUUCACCAAGAAAAAUAUAUAUAAUCCAUAGUUUUUAAUGUACAGUUCACAAUGCUGUUGUGGUGUGCAACAUUUUUAUGGGUUAUAAGCACAGCUGACCCAGAAAGAAUCGCCCUCAUGAAAAUGAACCAUGGUUUUACGACAAAUAAAACCAAAAACAUAGUUAAUAUAGUUAAACCAUGGUGACCACAAAUGAUUUGGUAUGUGUAGUAAAUCUGUGGUUAUGCAUGGCAAUCAAUUCACCAAAAAAAAACAAAAAAAAAACAAAACCAAAACAUUGUUACAAUAGUUAGGUAAUAAAGACUAAUGGCUAAUAAAACCAUGGUUGAUGUGAUUAUGUGUGUGUGUGUGUGUGUGUGUGUGUGUGUGUGUGUGUGUGUGUGUGUGUGUGUGUGUGUGUGAUUAAUUAUAAAUCCCUUUUUGUUCAAUCCUAGUGUUAUUUUUGUUUAUUAUUAGUAGUAGUAGUAGUAGUAGUAGUAGUAGUAGUAGUUAUAUUUUGCUUAUCCAACAGUUUAGCAACAGUCAGAAAAUAGCUCUCUCCAAAGAAAGAAAGAAAAAAAAGAGGACCUAUCACAAUAUAAAUAUUUUUUCAAUAUUUAUUACUUAUAUUGCUGUCCAACCUGCUGUGUUCAGACUGACACGUGUUUGUUCAGUGACGUGUGUCUUCAGGUCAGAGUUCACCGGAAGCUGUUGGCUGCUGCCGGGAGACAGAACAAUACAAAAACCUUUAGAUUCAGAUGAUAGUUGCAUGUUGGCAUACGUCUUUAUGGACGAAGGAUUUGUUUUGUGUUCCGUUCGAUUGUAUCGAUGUAAGGAUGUCUGUAUCACCUUGUGACGAGCACUUAAAACUGACUUUAAACCCGGAAGUGGAGCAAAUCAGCAGGUGUUAGCUUAGCCGCUAACACCCUUUAUCGCUUCUAAAUCCCAUAUGAGGUGGCGAUUUUGUGUUUAAACGCUACUCUCGCGCUCAUUCUGCGCGUUAAAGUCACAGAUCGAGCCUGUCAUGCGUGUCAGCGUUGAGACGCGUCGGUUAUCGGGUGAGAUGUGAGAUCAGUGUAAUACACUGCUCCAGCUGUCAGAUACUCAUCACUUUCAUCUGAUCAAUGUGAUUCUCAUUAGGCUCCUCAGUUAUCUUCUCUGGGUCAUUCGGGAGCCUGCAGACAUGAGUGGUAAAUUUGGGCUUGGAAAUUACAGCUCGAGGAAGCACAUCUCUAUAUCUGUGCCCUCAUCCACAGAGGUCAUGUCACCUCAUAUCAAAUCAGUGGAGGAUCUCCGAGUGCUGGGCAUCAACCUGAACAGCUUCAACACACCAACACAGUUCUUCAUCUGUGUGGCCGGUGUCUUCCUCUUUUACCUCAUCUACGGCUACCUGCAGGAGCUGAUAUUCUCAGUGGAGGGAUUUAAGCCAUUUGGCUGGUAUCUGACAUUAGUGCAGUUCGGAUUUUACUCCUUAUUUGGUUUAGUGGAAUUGCAGCUUACUCAGGACAAAAGGAGAAGGAUACCAUGCAAAACCUACAUGAUCAUUGCAUUUUUAACAGUUGGGACCAUGGGCCUAUCCAACACUUCUUUGGGAUACUUGAACUACCCUACGCAAGUCAUAUUUAAGUGCUGCAAACUCAUUCCUGUCAUGAUCGGAGGAGUUUUUAUACAAGGGAAACGAUACAACGUCGCGGACGUGUCUGCUGCUCUGUGUAUGAGUCUUGGCCUGAUCUGGUUUACACUGGCAGACAGCAAGAUUGCCCCAAACUUCAACGUAACAGGGGUAAUUCUUAUAUCUCUGGCCCUAUGUGCGGAUGCAGCUAUUGGAAAUGUUCAAGAAAAAGCCAUGAAACUUCAUAAUGGAACCAAUUCAGAGAUGGUUUUAUAUUCCUAUUCCAUUGGUUUUGUGUAUAUUUUGGUGGGGCUGCUGUCUGUUGGGGGGCUUGGACCUGCUGUUUCCUUCUGCUCUCAGCAUCCUGUGACAACAUACGGUUACGCAUUCUUAUUUUCGCUGACGGGGUAUUUUGGCAUUUCAUUCGUCCUGGCUCUUAUAAAGCUGUUUGGAGCACUGGUUGCUGUCACAGUGACUACAGGAAGGAAAGCCAUGACUAUUGUGUUGUCAUUUUUGUUUUUUUCAAAACCUUUCACUUUCCAGUACAUCUGGGGUGGUCUUCUGGUGGUGUUUGGCAUCUUCCUUAAUGUUUACAGUAAAAACAAAGACAAAAUAAAGCUUCCCUCCUUAGCAGAACUCAGAAAACAACUUCUCAGCGGGAAGAAGGUGCGCCUGCUGUCUCAGGACGUGUAGGGAGAUGAACUUAAAAAUGUAAUUGAUGGGUUUCUCCUACGUCCUGCAUCAGCUGAUCCUCAGUUGUGGUUUGGAGUCCAAGAUAAGGGCAGAUGACCUGAGUCGAAUUGGCACGCAUGAAGUGCGGGGAUCUGUUUGAAUCAAAGGGACCAUAAACUAGAACCAAAAAGCAAAGAUUUGCACUGGACAAAGGUGGAGACUGAAGGUGGAAACAGUUUCAGUAGAAAAUUCCUUUUUUAACAGACCAUGUCCGAAUGAAUGUUGCCCUGAUGGGAGCCAGUGACAUUUUAAAUGAAUACAUUUCACCUGCAUGUGGCGUAAAAUAAUGGCAACAGUUGACGUACCAGUCAGGACUGUAUUUUUUGAGUUAACUGCAAUUGCACAGGUGAAAAGAACUCAAUGAUUCUGUCUGUUUAAAGGGCUGACAUUCAGAAAAGGAUCAACUUAUCAGCUGCCAUAUUCGCUAACCGUUUGUUUGGUGAAAGGGUGGCUGUUUUUACAUUAAAAACAAACUGGGAAGUUGA
This is a messenger RNA of Puntigrus tetrazona (Sumatra barb), 3258 nucleotides long. RefSeq names its product solute carrier family 35 member B3 (gene slc35b3). The coding region runs from base 1613 to 2734 and encodes 373 amino acids. Lineage: Eukaryota; Metazoa; Chordata; Actinopteri; Cypriniformes; Cyprinidae. The transcript is spliced from 10 exons. Gene Ontology annotation, biological process: transmembrane transport. Gene Ontology annotation, molecular function: 3'-phosphoadenosine 5'-phosphosulfate transmembrane transporter activity. Gene Ontology annotation, cellular component: endoplasmic reticulum membrane; Golgi membrane. The record is from RefSeq and is a predicted model, not a curated record.